Molecule: messenger RNA, 2004 nt
Organism: Sorex araneus (European shrew)
Lineage: Eukaryota; Metazoa; Chordata; Mammalia; Eulipotyphla; Soricidae
Gene: ZNF174
Product: zinc finger protein 174
Exons: 3
Coding region: 331-1608 (425 amino acids)
Biological process (GO): regulation of transcription by RNA polymerase II
Molecular function (GO): DNA-binding transcription factor activity, RNA polymerase II-specific; RNA polymerase II cis-regulatory region sequence-specific DNA binding
Source: RefSeq, a predicted model, not a curated record
CACGCGGGGCGCCCGGGACCCCCGCAGCCCCGGCCUGGCGCGCGCCGCGGCGUGCGUGGGCGCACCUGUUUCGCGGGAGCGAUGCCCUCCGGGGCGCUGACGCGGCUGGAACUUUCCCGGGGACCAGCAGCUGCCAGGUCUGACCGAGCCCGGGUGCUGAUCGCCGAGAUCCGCGCUUCCGCGGUGUCCUUCCCGGAGGCCAGCGCUCAGGCCGACCGUUGAAGGGGACUGCUGUCCUCGGGGGGCCAAGCUCCCGCCUUGCACCCUCAGGGGCGCCCGGGGCCAUGCGCCCCCGGGCGUGAUCAGGGAAGCUGCCGCCUGCGCCCCAGCAUGGCAGCGAAGUUGGAGAUCACUUUUAGCUUGCAGCCCCCCGCCCAGGCCCGCUCCGGGCCAGAGAGACGUAUCGUGGCGAAGCUGGAGGCCCAGCGGGCGCCGCCGCCGCCGCCCCCGGGGGCGGACCCCGACCCCGACCCCGAGCUCUCGCGGCGGAGCUUCAGGCAGUUUCGUUACCGGGAGGAGUCGGGCCCGCAGGAGGCGCUUUCCCGGCUCCAGCGGCUCUGCCGCCAGUGGCUGCGGCCCGACGCGCACAGCAAGGAGCAGAUUCUGGAGCUGCUGGUGCUGGAGCAGUUCCUCAACAUCCUGCCCCCUGACAUCCAGACGUGGCUCCGGCAGCAGUGUCCCAGGGACAGCAGGGAGAUGGUGGCCCUGGUGGAGGAUUUUCACAGAGCGGCCAAGAAGCCCAAGCAGUGGGUGAGGAGGGGGCCGCGGGCGAGUCAGAAGGUGGCCGUGUGUUUGGAAGGGCAGAAGGUGCUGUUGGAGAAAACUGGAUCUCAGCUUGGAGAACAGGACCUGCCAGACUUCCAGCCACAGCCUCCCAGGGGCUGUCCCCAGGCUUGCCCCCUGGGGGAGCCCCUCCAGGCCGGACCACAGCUCCCACUGAGCACCCAGGAAAAGGCUCCGCUCCUGCAGGAAGCCGCCCUCACCCUAGCUGGCACAGAGGCCCCCAAACUGAACAAUGACAACAAGGAAAAUCCACAGCAGGAGGGGGAUAAAGGGGCAAAGCCAUGUGCAGUGUCGGCCAGCAGGGUGAGGGGCAGUGGUCUGCAGAGUCCCCAGAGUCCCCAGCCCAGAGCUGCAAACAGAAGUGAAACCCACCUGUCACGGAGGCAGAUCAGCGCCCCCAGUGCUCAGAAGCCGUUCAUUCAAUACCAGAGACUUUGCAGGGAGCUGGACUACUGCGGCAGUGCGCUCAAUAGCCACGCACUGCGGGAGCUGAAGCAGAGUAAAGGGAGUAGAAGGGGCCUGAGCAACCUUUGGCAGCACCCUGGCCACCAGCCCAUGCACUCAGCGAAGAAACCUUACAAGUGUGAGGACUGUGGGAAAAGCUUCACGUGGAACUCAGAGCUGAAGAGACACAAGCGCGUGCACACCGGGGAGAGGCCCUACCGCUGUGGCGAGUGUGGAAGCUGCUUCGGGCGCCAGUCCACCCUGACGAUGCACCUGAGGAUCCACACCGGGGAAAAGCCCUACGAGUGCAGCCGGUGUGGGAAAAGCUUCCGCCAGAGCUCCAACCUUCACCAGCACCGCCGGCUCCACCACCACGACUGAGCCACAGAGCUUCCUGUCUCACCCCUCCCCUGGCAUGCAGCUCUCUGAGAUGUCUGCGUGUCCCCGAGCACUGAUGGCAUCCCAGAGGAAGCUGAUCAGCUGGGACUGGGAACCGGGACAGGGUGAGAGACAGCAGGGCUGGGCAGUGGGGCACCGAGAACGGGUGUCUCUGUCGGAGAGGAGGACACGUUUGCUGAGGAACAAGCAGGACAACCCUCAGCUGUCCCCCUGUUUUAUUUAUUCUCUGAAAUAUAUUUAAGCAUAUAUUCUUUUUUUAAAGCACACCCUCUAUUUAUAGCUAUUUAUAGCACUUGCUGUCAUAUGAGACCAUCUUUGUCACGCACUUACUGCUUUAAUAAAGACAAGAGAGCCAUCAGAAUUUCAAGGCAAAGUCCA